ACGUACAUGGGCGCGCCAGGAUUCCGGGAGCUCAGGGACUGCGAGAACGGCUGCCACCAAAGGACACCUACAGAGAUGUCCUCAGUCCUUCACUUCUAUGUCCGUCCCUCUGGCCACGAGAGGGCAGCCUCUGAAUAUACUCAAAGGAAGCUGCGAGGGGAACUGCCAGAGCUGCAGGGUGUCAAGACCGAGCUGUGCUACAACGUGAACUGGACAGCUGAGUCCUCCCCGAGCGCCGAGGAGAUGAAGAAGCUGAAAUGGCUGUUUGGCUGCCCCUUGUUACUGGACGAUGUCGCUCCGGAGUCCUGGCUCCUUCCCGGCUCCACUGACCUGCUGCUGGAGGUCGGGCCCAGGCUGAACUUCUCCACGCCAACGUCCAGCAACAUCGUGUCAGUGUGCCAGGCUGCGGGGCUGGGGGCUGUGGACCGCGUGGAGCCGACCCGGCGCUACCUGCUCUCGUUUGCCCACCCGCCUUCGGCUGAGCUGGAGGCCGUCGCCCUGGCUACCCUGCGUGACCGGAUGACGGAGCAGCACUUCCCCUGUCCCAUCCACAGCUUCUCCCUGGGCUGCAUCCCAGCACCCCUCGGCGGCCCAAUUGACAUACUGGCCGAGGGCCGGUCUGCCCUGGAGAAAGCCAACCAGGAGCUAGGUCUGGCCCUAGACUCCUGGGACCUGGAUUUCUACACCAAGCGCUUCCAGGAGCUGCAGCGGAACCCCAGCACUGUGGAGGCCUUCGACUUGGCUCAGUCCAAUAGUGAGCACAGCCGACACUGGUUCUUCAAGGGCCGACUCCACGUGGAUGGGCAGGAGCUGGCACACUCGCUGUUUGAGUCCAUCAUGAGCACCCAGGCAUCCUCGCACCCCAACAACGUCCUCAAGUUCUGUGACAACAGCAGUGCAAUCCAGGGGAAGGAAGUCCGAUUCCUGCGUCCCGAGGACCCCUCACGGCCAAGCUGCUUCAGGCAACGUCAGGGGCUGAGACAUGUCGUCUUCACAGCAGAGACCCACAACUUCCCCACAGGAGUAGCCCCCUUCAGCGGUGCGACCACUGGCACAGGGGGCCGGAUCCGAGAUGUCCAGUGCACAGGCCGCGGGGCCCACGUGGUGGCUGGCACUGCUGGCUAUUGCUUUGGAAACCUGCACAUCCCAGGUUACAGUAUGCCCUGGGAGGAUCCAAGCUUCCAGUAUCCUGGGAACUUUGCCCGACCCCUGGAGAUUGCCAUCGAGGCCAGUAAUGGGGCUUCUGACUACGGCAACAAGUUUGGAGAACCAGUUCUGGCUGGCUUUGCCCGUUCCUUGGGCCUCCAGCUCCCAGACGGCCAGCGGCGCGAGUGGAUCAAGCCCAUCAUGUUUAGUGGAGGCAUUGGGUCCAUGGAAGCUGAGCAUGUGAGCAAGGAGCCCCCAGAGCCAGGCAUGGACGUUGUGAAGGUUGGGGGUCCUGUCUACAGGAUUGGAGUUGGGGGCGGAGCUGCUUCGUCCGUGCAGGUGCAGGGAGACAACGCCAGCGACCUGGACUUUGGGGCUGUGCAGCGGGGAGACCCGGAGAUGGAACAGAAGAUGAACCGUGUGAUCCGGGCUUGCGUGGAGGCCCCCGGGGGAAACCCCAUCUGCAGCCUUCAUGACCAGGGCGCCGGUGGCAAUGGCAACGUCCUGAAGGAGCUGAGUGACCCAGCCGGAGCCGUCAUUUAUACCAGCCGCUUCCAGCUCGGGGACCCGACCCUGAACGCCCUGGAAAUCUGGGGGGCCGAGUACCAGGAGUCAAAUGCACUUCUGCUGAGGCCCCCCGACCGGGACUUCCUGAGUCGUGUCAGCGCCCGAGAACGCUGCCCAGCUUGCUUUGUGGGCACCAUCACUGGAGACAGGAGAAUAGUGCUGGUGGAUGAUCGGGAGUGUCCUAUGGGAAGAGAUGGCCAGGGGGAUGCCCCCCCAACACCUCCCCCGACCCUUGUGGACCUGGAUCUGGACUGGGUGCUGGGCAAGAUGCCCCGGAAGGAGUUCUUCCUCCAGAGGAGUCUCCCCGUGCUGCGGCCCCUGGCCUUGCCCCCAGGGCUGAGCGUGCGCCAGGCCCUGGCACGGGUCCUCAGGCUGCCUGCGGUGGCCAGCAAGCGCUACCUCACCAGCAAGGUGGACCGCUCCGUGGGCGGCCUGGUGGCGCAGCAGCAGUGUGUGGGACCCCUGCAGACCCCUCUGGCAGACGUGGCGGUGGUGGCACUGAGUCACCAGGAGCUCGUAGGGGCUGCCACAGCCCUGGGAGAGCAGCCAGUCAAGAGCCUGCUGGACCCCAAGGUUGCUGCCCGGCUGGCCGUGGCCGAAGCCCUCACCAACCUGGUGUUUGCUCUGGUCACCGACCUCCGGGACGUGAAAUGCAGCGGGAACUGGAUGUGGGCGGCCAAGCUCCAGGGGGAGGGCGCGGCUCUGGCCGACGCCUGUGGGGCUGUGGCGGCCGUGAUGGCGGCCCUGGGAGUGGCAGUGGACGGCGGCAAGGACUCCCUCAGCAUGGCCGCCCGGGUUGGCGCUGAGACCGUGCGGGCUCCUGGGUCGCUGGUCAUCUCAGCCUAUGCUGUCUGUCCAGACAUUACAGCCACUGUGACCCCAGACCUCAAGCGUCCCGGAGGGAGAGGCCACCUGCUCUACGUGCCUCUGAGUCCCGGGCAGCACCGGCUCGGGGGCACGGCUCUGGCCCAGUGCUUCUCCCAGCUCGGCGAGCAGCCUCCCGAUCUGGACCUUCCGGAGAACUUGGUGCGAGCCUUUGGCAUCACCCAGGGGCUGCUGAAAGACCGCCUCCUCUGCUCAGGCCACGAUGUCAGCGACGGAGGUCUCAUCACCUGCCUGCUAGAGAUGGCCUUUGCUGGGAAUUGUGGGAUAGAGGUGGCCGUCCCUGCCUCUGGGGUCAAUGCGCUGCCUGUACUGUUCGCUGAGGAGCCAGGCUUGGUGCUGGAGGUGCAAGAGCCAGACCUGGCCCAAGUGCUGACACGUUACCGGGAGGCUGGCCUCCACUGCCUGGAGCUGGGCCGCACGGGCAACGCCGGGCCCCACGCCAUGGUCCGGGUGUCAGUGAACGGGGCUGUCGUUCUGGAGGAGCCCGUUGGGCAGCUACGAGCCCUCUGGGAGGAGACCAGUUUCCAGCUGGAUCGGCUGCAGGCAGAGCCCCACUGUGUGGCCCAGGAAGAAGAGGGGCUGAGGGAGCGGACGGGGCCCACCUACUGCCUGCCCCCCACCUUUCCCAAAGCUUCCGUGCCUCAUGAGCCUGGUGGUCCCGCCCCCCGAGUUGCCAUCUUUCGAGAAGAAGGCAGUAACGGAGACCGGGAGAUGGCCGAUGCCUUCCACUUGGCUGGGUUUGAGGUGUGGGACGUGACCAUGCAGGACCUCUGCUCUGGAGCAGUCAGGCUGGACACGUUCCAAGGCAUGGCCUUCGUGGGCGGCUUCAGCUACGCAGACGUCCUGGGCUCUGCCAAAGGGUGGGCAGCUGCUGUGACCUUUAACCCCCAGGCCGGGGCCGAGCUGAGGCGCUUCCGGCAGCGGCCAGACACCUUCAGCCUGGGCGUGUGUAACGGCUGCCAGCUGCUGGCCCUGCUGGGCUGGGUGGGAGGCAGUCCUGGUGAGGAGGCGGCAGAGAUGGGCCACGAGCCCUGGCCGGCCCGGCCCGGCCUCCUGCUGCGCCACAACAGGUCUGGGCGCUUCGAGUCGCGCUGGGCCAGCGUGCGCGUGGGGCCCGGGCCGGCCCUGAUGCUGCGCGGGAUGGAGGGUGCCGUGCUGCCCGUGUGGAGCGCCCACGGGGAAGGUUACAUGGCAUUUUCCUCCCCGGAACUCCAAGCCCAGAUUGAGGCCAGGGGCUUGGCUCCGCUGCACUGGGCGGACGAUGACGGCAACCCCACGGAACAGUACCCCCUGAAUCCCAACGGGUCCCCAGGGGGCAUGGCUGGCGUCUGCUCCCCCGAUGGCCGCCACCUGGCUCUCAUGCCUCACCCUGAGCGGUGUGUGAGGCCUUGGCAGUGGGCGUGGCGACCCCCUCCAUUUGACACUCUGACCACCUCCCCCUGGCUCCAGCUCUUCAUCAAUGCCCGAAACUGGACCCGGGAAGGAGGCCGCUGAGCAGGCCGGGGAGACUCCCCUGGGCCCCGUGGUUUUUACCCACGGUGUCUUUAGAAGUACCUCAUAUUAUUUCUGUGCGUCUUGGACAGACAAGGACCAAAAUGCCCAAAAAAACCUUGGCUAAUUUUAUGAAUCUGUCUAUGCCUUACGCUGUUGGAUCCGUUUUCAGUUCUGUUCUAACACGUUUUGUCCUUUGUGGGCCCGGGAAGCAACAUGCGGUUCAGAGAAUAGAGCCUGCGGUGGGAAGUCAGGAUGCGUGGGGGGAGGGGUUUCCAUUGCCCUGCUUCGCUGCACCACGUCAGUCAUGUCACUUAUCUGAGCUCGGAGGGGUGUCCUAUGCCCCCCUUCCUCGUCGGGGUUUAAGGGGGUGGGGGCGGACAAAAGCAAGCAAGUGAGGACCUCGGCGUGCUCAUCUGGAAAACAGCAGAAGCUUUCUGGAUUCUUCUUUUUAUUUUUAUUUUAUUUUUUAAAUUUUAGAUAGAGAAUUU
This is a messenger RNA of Balaenoptera musculus (blue whale), 4580 nucleotides long. It is a transcript of the gene PFAS, whose product is annotated as phosphoribosylformylglycinamidine synthase. Gene Ontology annotation, biological process: 'de novo' IMP biosynthetic process. Gene Ontology annotation, molecular function: phosphoribosylformylglycinamidine synthase activity. Bases 7 to 4092 code for a protein of 1361 amino acids. The record is from RefSeq and is a predicted model, not a curated record. The transcript is spliced from 28 exons. NCBI's taxonomy places the organism in Eukaryota, Metazoa, Chordata, Mammalia, Artiodactyla, Balaenopteridae.